AUGGACGAGGAGAAGCAGCAGGCGGGUCCCUCCGCCACAGUUGCUGCACAAACCGGCCCCCAACCGGCCGAGCCUGAACUGGUGGAUAACCAGAAUUUCGAAGGCCAGUUCAACUUCGGUCGGUUGGUUGUUAUCCUGAGCGCCCUAGCCUUCACCUUGUUCGUGUCGUUCUUGGACCAGACCAGCGUAUCAACCGCGCUCCCCGCUAUUGCGACAGAUCUCAACGCCUUUGAAACUAUAUCUUGGAUUGGCACAUCUUUCCUCAUCGCGAACACUUCGUUCCAGCUCAUAAACGGAAGGCUGAGCGACAUCUUUGGUCGGAGAACAUGUCUCCUCAUCUGCAUGGUUCUUCUCGCCAUCGGCGACCUCUUGUGCGGGUUUGCCAAAUCAGCCGUUGCUCUGUACACGUUUCGUGGCAUCGCAGGCAUAGGGGCUGGCGGCAUCAAUAGCCUCGUCAUGAUCAUCUUCUCGGACCUGACAACAUUGCAACAACGGGGCAAAUACCAAGGACUCAUGGAAGUGAAUAUUGCGCUGGGCAACGGCAUCGGCCCGUUGAUCGGGGGUGCUUUCUCGCAGUCAAGAGCGGGUUGGAGAUGGACUUUUUGGUUCGUUGUACCUGUAACGGUCAUUGCUGGCAUUGCCGUAUUCCUCGCGACGCCUCAGAGUCAGAAAUCUCAGGGCAGAAUGAUCGACAAGGCCAAGAUGAUAGACUACCCAGGAAUGUUCCUGAGCCUAGCCGGCGUCAUCUUCAUCCUAGUACGCAGCAGCUGCCUUCCCGCAUCCCAAGACAAAAUCCCAGCUAACCCCACCCCACAGAUCCCCAUCUCCGGCGGCGGCACCACGUACGAAUGGUCGUCCGCCCUCGUCAUCAGCUUCCUCACCAUCGGCACCAUCCUCAUCCUCGCCUUCAUCAUCGUCCAAUACCGCUUCGCGCGGCACCCGACCAUGCCCUUCCGCCUCUUCGAGCUCCCCUCGGCCAAGAUCCUCUUCGCGCACAACUUCAUCUCGGGCGUCGUCUACUACACGGACCUGUACUACCUGCCGCUGUACUACCAAGUCAUCCUCGACAAGUCCCCGCUCAUCUCGGGCGUCCUCAUCCUGCCGCUCAUCCUCGGCUUCUCGCUCGCGUCGGCGGCCGGCGGCCUCGCCAUCGCGCGCCUCGGCCGCUGCAACCCCGUCAUCCGCACCGGCUACGUGCUGUGGACGGCCGGCGCGGGCGGGCGGAUCGCGUUCGGGCCCACGACGUCGCUGGGGACGAUUGUGGGGUGUCUGGUCGUCGAGGGGGUGGGGCUGGGGUUGUCGAUGCAGCCGGUCAUGAUUGCGUUGCUGAGCAACACGCGCAAGGAGGAUCGCGCGGUGGUGACGGGGCUGCGGAAUUUUUUGAGGACGGUGGGGGGCGCGGUGGGGCUUGGGGGUGCGGCGGCGGUCAUUAAUAACGUGCUUGUUGAUCAUUUGCCGGCGGGCUUGCCGCGCGCGGCGGCGUCGCAGUUGUCGAUUUUGUUGGAUACGUUGCCGAAGGAGCAGAGGGCCGAGGUGGUGGAGGUGUAUAUGAGGGGGUUGCAUAUUGUUUUUUAUUUUGGGGCGCCGCUGAUUGGCGCUUGUUUGGUUAGUAGCGCGUUUUUGACUGAUGUGCCGCUGGCGACGGCGCAUGAUAGGUAUAAGAAGGAAGGGGAGGGAGGAGGAGGAGGAGGAGGAGGAGGAGGGGCGGCUGUGGUGGAGCGGGAUGGAGGGGCUGAGAAGAGGGCGCAGAGUAACGGGGAGAUUGAGCCGGUGGCGGGAAAAGAGGCAGAAGCAUCAACAUCAUCAGCAGCAGGUGGAGGCGCCGGAGAUACGGGAGAACGCGGGUUGGUUCGGCCGGGGAGAGAAGGAGAUACUAGCGGGACUUCGAGAACGAAGUUUGCUGAGGAGCAAAAGGAGUCAAAUGACCAGAUUGAAACUCUGCAGGCGAAAAGAAAGGAGUAG
This is a messenger RNA of Lasiodiplodia theobromae, 1962 nucleotides long. Its product is annotated as Vacuolar basic amino acid transporter 1 protein. Lineage: Eukaryota; Fungi; Ascomycota; Dothideomycetes; Botryosphaeriales; Botryosphaeriaceae. Gene Ontology annotation, biological process: transmembrane transport. The record is from RefSeq and is a predicted model, not a curated record. The transcript is spliced from 5 exons. The coding region runs from base 1 to 1962 and encodes 653 amino acids. Gene Ontology annotation, molecular function: transmembrane transporter activity.